UGAGGACAUUGUUGUGAAUAUGUUUCUGAUGAUUACCUCCCAUGUUUAUUGGACUUAUUAAAAACCGACUCACGUCCACCACUUUUUUAAGCCUUGCGCUUGCGCGUAACGGAGCCGGGAGCUGUCCAAGUGCUGAAAUGAGGAAAAAGGCGUUUCACUCCCAUUCCUCAACAGAGGACGGUCCUCCACCUGCGAGAGAUUCAUGAGUAACAAGACGGGGCCAGCGGGGUUGUCUUCACAGAGCGAGCUCAUAGAUCUGAGCCAAAAAAAAAACACACACACAAAAAAAAACGCUUCCAGCCGAUGCGUUUUUUGGAGUUUCACCCUCUCUCGGCGUCUGACCACAGGACUGAUGUUUCUUCACACCUCCGCUUCGAGAAAUCUGUUUUUGGGGAGUUUUUCAUGAAACUAAACUAUGAUCUGUGGCUGCGUUGAGGAAUGUCUCCUGUAUUUUUGUGUGACACAAGAACACCCAAACGCCCACGACUUAGUCAGGAGGAGAGCGGCGCCCCUAUUUGGAUUAUGUGUUUGACCAAUGUAAACAUAUGGAAGAAAUAAAAAAGUGAGCACAUGGGAAAACCACCAGGAAUGAAUCGCUCCUUUAUUAAGCUUUUGGCAGCUUUAUUUACAUAUUUCAUGGAGACAAACAACUUCAGAGUUGUGGAUGCCAAGGAGCACGAUUCCAGAUCAUCCUCCAACAUGUCUCCAUCAGACUUUCUGGACUCACUCAUGGGUCGCACGUCUGGGUAUGAUGCACGAAUCAGACCAAAUUUUAAAGGUCCCCCCGUAAACGUUACAUGCAAUAUUUUUAUCAACAGUUUCGGCUCUGUCACAGAGACAACCAUGGAUUACAGAGUGAACAUCUUCCUGCGGCAGAAGUGGAAUGACCCUCGGCUGGCGUACAGUAAAUACCCAGAUUCCUCUCUCGACCUCGACCCGUCCAUGUUGGACUCCAUAUGGAAGCCUGACCUCUUUUUUGCCAACGAGAAAGGGGCCAACUUCCAUGACGUCACCACAGACAACAAGCUGCUGCGGAUCUUCAAGGACGGGACGGUCCUUUACAGUAUCAGGUUGACUCUCAUUCUGUCAUGCCCAAUGGACCUGAAGAACUUCCCCAUGGACGUCCAAACAUGUACCAUGCAGCUGGAAAGUUUCGGCUACACCAUGAACGACUUGGUGUUCGAGUGGCUGGAGAAUGGCGCGGUGCAGGUGUCUGAUGGGCUCACACUGCCUCAGUUCAUCAUGAGGGAAGAGAAGGAGCUGGGCUACUGUACAAAACACUACAACACCGGUAAAUUCACCUGUAUAGAAGUGAAAUUUCAUCUGGAGCGACAGAUGGGGUACUACCUGAUCCAGAUGUACAUCCCCUCCCUCCUCAUUGUCAUCCUCUCAUGGGUGUCUUUUUGGAUCAAUAUGGAUGCUGCUCCUGCCAGAGUGGCUCUGGGCAUCACCACUGUGCUAACCAUGACCACCCAGAGCUCCGGCUCCAGAGCUUCUCUUCCAAAGGUCUCUUAUGUGAAAGCCAUUGAUAUCUGGAUGGCUGUGUGUCUGCUCUUUGUAUUUGCUGCAUUGCUAGAAUAUGCUGGGGUUAAUUUUGUCUCCAGGCAACAGAAAGAGUUCCUCCGCCUGAGGCGAAGACAAAGGAGGAAUCACAAGGAGGAUGAUAUGCGUGAAGGCCGCUUUAAUUUUGCUGGCUACAAUAUGAGUCAGUGUCUGCCAACAAAGGAUGGCUCAGCUGUUAAGAACACUGCUCCAGCUCCGAACCCUCAGCCACCAGUCCCCAAGGACAUUGACACCAUGAAGAAGAAGUUUGUGGACAGAGCCAAGAGGAUAGACACUAUCUCCAGGGCCGCCUUUCCUCUGGCGUUCCUCAUCUUCAACGUCUUCUACUGGGUCACCUACAAGAUCAUCAGGCAUGAGGACAUCCACCAAAAGUAAAGACUGAACCCUGGACAGACAACAUUUAUUUUUUUCCAUUUCUCAGAUUGAGAAAUGCUCGGAAAGCACAGUGAGAUGAGACGGGAGACUGUGCGUUGAGAGGUACGAUGGUGGAGAUGUUCUUUCAGGGAUAAUGUAUAAUGUUCAUGCAUCAUACAGUAAUGCUCAUGUUCUGAUAAUGUGAACAGCUCUUGAGACACAGAUGCUUUUUUUGGUUGUUGUACUGCUGCAUAAUAUUUCCUGACAAAUCUGGAAAAAAAAGGUUUCAACUCAAGGCUUAGUAACAUGCUGGAGAAGAUGGACCAAAAUUAUUUUUUAAAAUCAAUUCUGCCUUGGCAGGAGGAACAAAGAAACAUUCCAUGGAUUUGUUACUGUACGGUAGCUUAGUGAGACCCUCAAAAACCUUUUGUGAUUGCAAAAAGGGUAUUUCUUAAGGAUGUUUAGGACUGUUUUAUAUCGUACUAUUGUCACGGCACUUCCUUUCUGUUUAUACAAAAUAAAGCAGCAAAUAUACGGACAGAAAGCACAUACAUUCAGACAUUAGGCAGCAGCACACGUUUCAGGCAUGAGCGCGAACAAAGCAGAUGAAAAUCUGGAGUCGGGAAUUGGAUACUGCAUUUUUAUGAAAUACCUGAGGCCUUAGAUAUCAAAGAUUUGGUGAGAUGAAGUGCUGUGCUUCACUAUUUUUUCAAGCGUCUCCUCUCGUUCAGUGAUCUAUCAGAGCCGAAAGCAGCGUUUGAUCUUUUCUACCUGUGGCCAGACAUCCAAAGGGACUUCUUGUUGUUUCUUUUUCUCUCUAAGUGUAUUAUAAAUCAUAUUCAUGGACAACUGAUGUCACUGAAGAAUCAAUGUAAGUUUAUUCAGAUGUUAUAAAAGUCACAAAUGUUUCCUUUUUAAUUCUAAAAAUAAGUUAUUGAAUAAAUCGUCAUAUAUUUCACAGGCUAGGUUCAUAAAAGUAUAAUGGCCAAGUGUAUAAGUAAGCCUACAAACUGUGAACACGCACUGCAUUACUUAAUGUUGUCAUAUCGACAUGAAUUCAUUUAUAUUCCAGGUAAAUACUCCAGGUAUCUUACAUAGGUAUGGUUUUAGAGUUUGAGACUAUGUUUUUGUAGAUUUAGUCUGAUGAAAUAUUUAUUGUAAUGGAGGAAAUGUUAUGUUUAUAAAAGAAAAAAGAAAAAAAAGCUUUCUGUAUACUUCUUCAACCUCCGCUGUUGCCUGUUUCCCUUCACUUGGCGUGUUUGUUGCUGGAUGGUGACAUAUGUUAGUAGAUGGAUUCGACAGUGAAGGACAGAUCUGCAUAACAUUCAUGGUACAGAGCAGCUAAUGGUCCUUGCACUUCUGAUAUACUGUGGUGAAGAAAUCCUUCUUUUGAAUGCUAUUCCUGAAAAAAAAAAAAGGUUAUUUACUGGUCUGUACAUCAAUAAAAUUGACUGCACAAUAUUUACAUUAUUUCCACUUCUCCUGUCAUGUUGAAGACUUUAUAUUCUCAUGCAUUUGUUGAUGCAAUUGCACUUGAAGAAAUGAACGCUUUUGCAAAAAAAAAAACCCUGACAAAAUAACGCACAAACAUAUGGAAAUGCUUUUUGCACUGGGAGUUGCAGAUCAGAUGAAAGAAAACGACAAACAGUCUCCUUGCCGAGCCCAUAAGUCAGGGUGAUGACACACGCCAUGGAUCACUAGGUGGCCUGGGGUGACACAGAUAUGAUCUGACAGCGGGUUUCCAUUAAUGCAUGGUAAUGGACUUCACACUGUAGUGUUGAGAUUCCAUCAGCUGUGGUUCACCUACCAGUUGAAUGGGAAAUACUGGUGUGGCGUUCACAGACAAAAGAGGAAAAUUGUGUUAGGUAUUUAUACAGUAAAUAAAGAUGCUUCUUAAACUGUU
Messenger RNA from Centropristis striata (black sea bass), 3820 nucleotides. RefSeq names its product glycine receptor, alpha 2 (gene glra2). The record is from RefSeq and is a predicted model, not a curated record. Gene Ontology annotation, molecular function: chloride channel activity; transmitter-gated monoatomic ion channel activity; glycine binding. Gene Ontology annotation, cellular component: plasma membrane; neuron projection; synapse. The coding region runs from base 571 to 1938 and encodes 455 amino acids. NCBI's taxonomy places the organism in Eukaryota, Metazoa, Chordata, Actinopteri, Perciformes, Serranidae. The transcript has 9 exons. Gene Ontology annotation, biological process: signal transduction; regulation of membrane potential; nervous system process.